Molecule: messenger RNA, 1571 nt
Organism: Linum tenue
Lineage: Eukaryota; Viridiplantae; Streptophyta; Magnoliopsida; Malpighiales; Linaceae
Source: the annotation of a GenBank genome assembly
UGACUAACCUAUUAUUGCGGGUGACUGAACGAUACAAAAUCGUGCAAAGAACUAGUUUAUUCCAAUCAAUUAAGAUCGAACCAUGAUUUCACAAUUGAUUUACAGGGUAAUCAAUCAUCAUGUCACAAUCACGUAUUAUGAGAUGAUCAACCAUCAUGUCACACUUAUUCAAAGAUUUUUCAGAAUUCAAGUUUUGUCCGAACCCAUAUUUUCAAAGAUUUUCAAAUCGAACAAGUAAAACACAACUAAAAUGGCUGGCAAACAAAGGGUGGACCGGCAGAACCCGGUCCUAACCCGAACUAGUUACCCGGGUCACGGUGGCGGAAGAAAAAGAAACAAGUACGAGAUGCUGCCGAGAUCCAUUCCCCCGCCCGAAACUGCAAAACCUCAGUAAACCCUCCCAUCGUUCCGCCCUCCAAAAACUCCGGCCACUGACCGUCGCCGAUUCAAGCAAUGAUCACCAGAAGUCGACGACUGCUAUCUUCUCUCCUCUCGUCGACAUCAGUUCUCGCCAACGCGAAACCCACCUCGACCCCAAUCCCAUUCCCGCCAUUUCAAUCUUUGCAACUCCCCUCCUUCCACGGCGCCAAUGUGGCAUCUGGGUUUCCGGGCUCCCUUCGAAAUUACAGCCUGUUGAGCUUGAACGACUUAAGGGAGAACAUACCCAGGAAGCAGAAGACCAGAAAGGGGCGCGGGAUUGGGUCAGGGAAGGGCAAGACUGCUGGGAGAGGUCAUAAAGGACAGAAAGCUAGAGGGACUCACAAGUUCGGAUUCGAAGGUGGGCAGACGCCGAUGCGCCGCCGUCUCCCCAAGAGAGGGUUUAAGAACCCUUUUAGCCUCACUUUCCAGCCAUGUGGCCUGGGAAAGAUUGCAAGGCUUAUAAAUGCUGGGAAGAUAGAUUCUCAUGAACUGAUCACAAUGAAGACACUCAAGGAUACUGGAGCCAUAGGAAAGCAGAUAGAAGACGGAGUAAGACUCAUGGGACGUGGCUGUGAGCACAUUGUAUGGCCUAUCCAUAUAGAGGUAAAUCUCAUUACGAUGUUUUUCUUUUGUUUGUGUGUGUCAAGGGUGACCGUUAGAGCCAAGGCAGCCGUCGAAGCAGCUGGAGGAUCGGUCCGACGGGUCCACUACAACAAGCUGGGGCUGCGAGCACUGCUGAAGCCAGAGUGGUUUGAGAAGAAGGGUAGGCUUCUGCCCAGACCAGCUAGACCUCCUCCAAAAUUGAAGCACAAAGUCGAUAGCAUUGGCCGAUUGCCCGCGCCAACCAAGCCAAUCCCAUUUUACGUUGAGGCGAACGAAAGUGACGAGAAGGUGGGGGGUGCAGAAGAAUCUCCCCAGCUCACUGCUUGAUCAACCAUCUUUUUGGUUUCAGUUCCUUUUCUCCCCAGUUUUUUUGGUUAGGAGUCUUUGAUGACUCUGUCUGUGCCCUUGGCCCUUAUUGAUAAGUGAUAAUCAUCCUGGAUGUUCUGCAGAAAAGGACCUCCAAAGCGUUUGUUUUGCUUCUCAACUUUCCUUUCAUAAAAAGGACUUUCAGUUUUUCCAUUACAAGUUACCAAAUGGCAACACCUACC